Messenger RNA from Gastrolobium bilobum, 1397 nucleotides. RefSeq names its product vesicle-associated membrane protein 711-like. Bases 152 to 814 code for a protein of 220 amino acids. Gene Ontology annotation, cellular component: membrane. NCBI's taxonomy places the organism in Eukaryota, Viridiplantae, Streptophyta, Magnoliopsida, Fabales, Fabaceae. The record is from RefSeq and is a predicted model, not a curated record. Gene Ontology annotation, biological process: vesicle-mediated transport. The transcript has 4 exons.
GAAAGAGACAGAUGGAAGAAUAGAAGAAAGGUUUAGGUGUGUCAUGUGUGAGCAUUGACAUCAGAGUUGAACUUGAUCUAUCUACUACCACUCUCCUUCUUCUUCAAUUCAUCAAUCAAUCAAUCAUUCAGAGUAUUUGUUUGAAAUUUUAAUGGGUAUACUCUACGCGCUAGUGGGUCGUGGAUCGGUGGUGCUGGCGGAGUUCAGCGGCACCUCCACCAACGCCAGCGUCAUCGCAAGACAGAUAUUGGACAAGAUCCCUGGCAACAACGACACCCACGUUUCUUACUCUCAAGAUCGUUACAUCUUUCAUGUUAAACGCACCGAUGGCCUCACCGUUCUCUGUAUGGCCGACGACACCGCCGGCAGGAGAAUUCCUUUUGCGUUCCUUGAAGAAAUUCAUCAGAGGUUUGUGAGGACUUAUGGACGCGCUGUUCUCUCUGCUCAGCCUUAUGGAAUGAACGAUGAGUUCUCUAGGGUUUUGAGCCAGCAAAUGGAGUAUUACUCCACUGACCCUAAUGCCGAUAAGAUUAACCGAAUCAAAGGUGAAAUGAAUCAGGUACGAAACGUGAUGAUAGAAAAUAUAGACAAAGUUUUAGAUAGAGGGGAUCGAUUGGAAUUGCUCGUGGAUAAAACUGCUAAUAUGCAAGGAAACACCUUUCGCUUCAGGAAGCAAGCUCGCCGUUUCAGAAGCACCGUCUGGUGGAGAAAUGUCAAGCUUACGAUUGCGCUUAUAGUCACCCUACUUGUGAUAGUUUAUGUUGUGUUGGCUUUUGUUUGCCAUGGGCCUGCACUACCAUCUUGCCUUAAGUGAAGGAUUAGCAAGUGAAUUUUAUGUGUGCUUCCUUGUCGUCUUCAGCUUGCAGAGGUCACUUUCUUUUUAUCUUCCAUUGUUAUGCAGAUUCCAUCUUCAAUUGCUGGGCUGUCUGCAUGUGUGCUAGUGAAUUCCCUUGCAAUCGAUUCGAAGUGUUUGGGGUUGUAUUUUUAUUAUGAGGCUUGAAGAAGGAGAAAAAAGAUAAAAAAAGGAAAAGAGGGGGGCAUGUCUGUUAUUGCACUCUCAUUCCACCCCAAAAAUUUGGAUUGAACAGGAAAUUGGCUGAGAUUUUAAUUUAUGUAAAUUAUAGCAUUGCAGCUUCAUGGUGUCAUAGAUGUUUCCUUCUCUUCUUGUUUAAGAGGAGGAAGGGUGAACUUUUAGAUUCCAUGUGUCCCUUCAUAGCGCAAUGAAGGGUGUUUUGAAUGGUCGUCAUCUUGAAUUGCUGGAUCAAAUCAAAUAGUGCUUCAGUAGCUCAGAGUAGUAGUUUUAGAAACUAUUCCACCACUCCCAUGUUGUGCUAACACUAACAUAUUUCGGUUUUUGAACACUCCCUCAUUCGACAACAUAACAAGAUAAAAUUGUA